AUGAACAUCAUAAUGGGGAAACAACGGCUGUGUAUAUGCUUAGUGAUACUCUUCUUUGGUGAAGUCUCAUUACAGAGAUGUACCAACCUUCGCUUACAGCUAAGCGCCAUCAACAAGAACAACCUGGAACUUCUGAAGAACAAAAUGAGAACAAACCUUCCUCUGCAAUGCCUCAGUGACAUGAGAGACUUCAUCGCCACCCAAGACACUCUCAGGAAGAUCCAAACAUCCCUAGAAGAGAAUCCAAAGGUGGCCAUUCAUGAAAUCUUCCAACAGAUAGUCCAGAUCUUCAACCAGAACCUGACUGAAACAGCUUGGGAUGAGAAUUCCAUGACGGUGCUCCAGACUGGACUUCACCAGCAAAUUCAGCAUCUGCGAACAUGUUUGAGUGCAGAGAUGGAGAAUGGCAUCCCGUCUCCGAGAAGUCAGAACGUCCAGCUUACCAGGCUGAGAGUGAAACGAUACUUCCAAAGUGUCGAUAACUUCCUGAGAGAAAAGCAGCACAGCCUGUGUGCCUGGGAAAUUGUCCAGAUGGAAGUCAAGCAAUGUCUCCUGUUGGUGGACCGACUCGCAAACAGGAUCCCAAACUAA
Molecule: messenger RNA, 591 nt
Organism: Eublepharis macularius
Lineage: Eukaryota; Metazoa; Chordata; Lepidosauria; Squamata; Eublepharidae
Product: interferon omega-1-like
Exons: 1
Coding region: 1-591 (196 amino acids)
Biological process (GO): humoral immune response; response to exogenous dsRNA; B cell differentiation
Cellular component (GO): extracellular region
Molecular function (GO): cytokine activity; type I interferon receptor binding
Source: RefSeq, a predicted model, not a curated record